Venturia canescens is the source of this 520-nucleotide messenger RNA. It is a transcript of the gene RpS26, whose product is annotated as ribosomal protein S26. Gene Ontology annotation, biological process: translation. The coding region runs from base 116 to 460 and encodes 114 amino acids. The record is from RefSeq and is a predicted model, not a curated record. Lineage: Eukaryota; Metazoa; Arthropoda; Insecta; Hymenoptera; Ichneumonidae. Gene Ontology annotation, molecular function: mRNA binding; structural constituent of ribosome. The transcript has 3 exons. Gene Ontology annotation, cellular component: cytosolic small ribosomal subunit; ribosome.
AUUGCGGAAAUCGUGAAAGUCAUUCACAUGACUAAGCAAUUAUCCUCAGGCUACACGAGCGCUGAAAGUCUCUUCCGGUUUCUUUCCACUGGCCGCUACUGGCUGUCGCAACGAGAUGACGUGCAAACGUAGGAACGGAGGACGCGCCAAACAUGGCCGCGGUCAUGUAAAUCCCGUUCGUUGUACUAACUGUGCUCGCUGCGUUCCCAAGGACAAGGCAAUAAAAAAAUUCGUUAUUCGUAACAUCGUCGAAGCAGCCGCUGUUCGAGACAUUAACGACGCCAGUGUGUAUGAUGCCUAUCAACUCCCCAAAUUGUACGCCAAGUUGCACUAUUGUGUAUCCUGCGCUAUUCACUCCAAGGUCGUUCGUAACAGGUCUAAGGCAGACCGUCGUAUCAGGACACCACCUGCACGCAAUUUCCCUAGGGAUAUGCGUCAAGGUCAGCAGAAUAGGAAGUGAAGCAAUCAUAUGUAACUUUGGUACAUGAAAAUAAAAAGAAAAAAGUUGAAAAAACCAAAA